AUUGUUUGUAAUUGAUGUCUUAGUGUUGGAGUGUACCCCUGGCUGUCUUUACAUUUUUUUUUUAAAUGCAGGAAUUGCCGUAGAGCGCAGUGACAGAAUUGUGUCAAGGCACAGAUCUGGGGAAGCGUACCAAAAGAUUUCAGCAGCAUUGAAGAUCACUAAGAACACAGUUGCUUCCAUCAUUCUUCAAUGGAAGAAGAUUGGAACCACCAAGACUUUUCUUAGAGCUGGCCAUCUGGCCAAACUGAGCAAUCAGGGGAGAAGAGCCUUGGUCAGGGAGGUGACCAAGAACCACAAAGCCUCUUAGAUUUGUGAAAUCAUGAUGUGCAAUAUGCUGCCACCACCAUGCUUCCACGGGUGAUGAGAGGUUUUGGGUUUGCGCCAGACAUAGCGUUUUCCUUGAUGACUAAAAAGCUCAAUUGUAGUCUCAUCUGACCAGAGUACCUUCUUCCAUAUGUUUGGGGAGUCUCCCACAUGACUUUAGGCAAACACCAAACGUGUUUGCUUAUUUUUUCCGGCCACUCUUCCAUGAAGCCCAGCACUGUGGAGUGUACUGCUAUAGGGGGUCCUAUGGACAGAUACUCCAUUCUCCGCUGUGGAGCCUUGCAGCUCCUUCAGGGUUAUCUUUGAUCAAAUCAAAUCAAAUUUAUUUAUAUAGCCCUUCGUACAUCAGCUGAUAUCUCAAAGUGCUGUACAGAAACCCAGCCUAAAACCCCAAACAGCAAGCAAUGCAGGUGUAGAAGCACGGUGGCUAGGAAAAACUCCCUAGAAAGGCCAAGCAUUUUUUUAAACAAAACCACAGUCAACAACUCAAUCAACAACUUAUUCAAUUUAAACUCGUCUGUUCUGAUAGACAUACCGGCAUCUGAAGCUUCCUUCAAUUCAAUCACCAUAAUAACAUUUGACUCCUUGGAUAAUGUUUUACCUGCGAGAAACAGUAGCAGUCUGAACAACAGUGUCAACACCAUCAACGGAAAAGUGGUUCUGGUGAAGGUGAAUGGCACAAUCAAGAAUGUGACGUUCAGUUUUGGCGUACUGAACAAGACACUGGCCAAUCCUCAGUGUGUUUUCUGGAACUUCAACCUUUUUGACGGCCUUGGAGGAUGGGAUGAUAAAGGAUGUGAACUGCAGUCUGAAAAGAAUGGCACUGUCACCUGUCACUGUAAUCAUCUGACCUCCUUCUCCAUUUUGAUGUCGCCUUCCAUUCCAGCUGUGUUGCGUGUCGCUUUGGAAUUUAUCACUUACAUUGGAGUUGGCAUAUCAAUGGGUUGCUUGGUCGUGUGUCUCAUCAUUGAGAUGUUGGUAUGGAAUGCUGUGACUGGAAACAACACAUCUUACAUGCGUCAUGUCUCUAUAGUGAACAUCGCCGUUUCCCUUCUGAUUGCUGACAUUUGGUUCAUUAUUGGUGCAGCAAUUUCCGACAAUGAAAAAAAAGAUCUACCUGCGUGUUCCACAGCAACAUUUUUCAUCCACUUUUUCUACCUGGCUCUGUUUUUCUGGAUGUUGGUCUCAGGCCUUUUGCUGCUCUACCGGACUGUCAUGGUGUUCUCUCACACGUCUAAACCAGCAAUGCUGGCCAUCAGUUUUUCUUUGGGCUAUGGAGCUCCCCUCAUCAUUGCUGUCAUAACUAUCGCAGUGACAGCCCCAGGGAAACAAUACAUCAGAGAUAAUGAUGGGGUUUGCUGGCUCAACUGGACAGAGUCAAAGGCCCUUCUGGCUUUUGUGAUCCCUGCCCUGACCAUAGUGGUCAUCAACCUUUUGAUCCUGAUUGUGGUUCUGUUCAAAAUGCUGAGGAGAGGUGUGAGGGAUGUUACUCAGCCAGAUGAGAAAAAUGCUUUGGUGGUCAUCGCCAGGUGUCUGGCCAUUCUGACUCCCUUCUUUGGUACUACCUGGGGACUAGGAGUAGGAACCAUGACUACACCAAACAAUCUAGGAAUCCAUAUUGUGUUUGCAAUCUUCAAUUCAUUACAGGGUUUGUUCAUCUUGGUAUUUGGAACACUUUUGGACAAAAAGAUCCGGGAAGCUCUGACAGGAAGGUCACAAGUGUCCUCCAACCGCACAAGGUCCACAAGUGCUGCAACAUCAUCGUCAAGUGGUUUGGGAUUUUUCCGGAUACGGAGGAGAAAUGUUUUCAACGUUUCAGCAGCUCCAACAUCCAGCACUACUGGUGCAUCAUAGACUUUCAUCAACACUUAACUCAAUGCAACAAAUGUGAUUAUUAUGAAAUAAUCUGACAAUCAAAAGGUGUUGCCACACAUCAUCAGUUGACGCACUAGGUUACAGUAGCUAACACCUUGAGUGUGACCUUGAAGUGACUGCCACUAAGAUCUGACCCCAACUCUCAGUGACGUCAUUGGUGGUUAUGUCUAACACAAAGCGAUUCAUUAUGAACUAUAUGGUAUUUGAACUUUUUAUUGGGAUUGUUGAGUAUUGUAUUGAAAAACAUUAUUCUUGUUUUUUGGGUGUGGGGGUGUUUAAAUAAGAGUAUUACUGUUAAUGGAUUAAUCAGCUAACAUGAAGAAUGGAGAUUGUUUCAGAAAUAACACAUUACAUUCUCUCUUUGAAAAAUUCACUGUUCAUUUAGUCACAAUUUAUAUUAAGUUGAAUAAACAUGUAAAAGGUCUAAGACCAGUAGUGUC
Molecule: messenger RNA, 2639 nt
Organism: Oncorhynchus kisutch (coho salmon)
Lineage: Eukaryota; Metazoa; Chordata; Actinopteri; Salmoniformes; Salmonidae
Product: adhesion G-protein coupled receptor F1-like
Exons: 5
Coding region: 1192-2178 (328 amino acids)
Biological process (GO): cell surface receptor signaling pathway; adenylate cyclase-activating G protein-coupled receptor signaling pathway
Cellular component (GO): membrane
Molecular function (GO): G protein-coupled receptor activity
Source: RefSeq, a predicted model, not a curated record